This is a messenger RNA of Culex pipiens pallens (northern house mosquito), 1895 nucleotides long. RefSeq lists its product as uncharacterized. The transcript has a single exon. Bases 385 to 1884 code for a protein of 499 amino acids. Lineage: Eukaryota; Metazoa; Arthropoda; Insecta; Diptera; Culicidae. The record is from RefSeq and is a predicted model, not a curated record.
CCUCUUGCGGCGUUUUCAGCGCUGCAGUCGCACCACGAAUAGUUCCGUGGGAUUUUGCGGCUAGACCAAAUUUCGCAGCGUCAAUGUGCGGCGAUUUGUUGGUAGGGUGACCCAACCUGAUCGAUACUUGAAUAUUGAUCGAGUUCAAGAGUUCGAGCUGCACAGUCUUGAAGAACCGUUAACCGCAAAGAAUCAUGACUAUCAAUAAUUGGAGGCGAUUGCCGUUUUUGCUCGAGGUGCUUCCAGAAUUCUGCAAGUUUUUACUAUUUCUUGGAAAUUUGAAGACGCUGACCCACUGAGAAGAGAGAGUAUAAAAGCAACGACCUGAUAGUUACCUCUUUUAGUCGGUUCAUGACCCGGUGAAGUUCAGCAACCUCGAAAGAUAUGAAGUGGAUUCUGUUGUUGUUAGUUCUGACAUGUAGUGUCGGUGUUCAGUGUAGCUUUGGGCUGGAUGUUCCUGUCCCAGUGUUGACAAAUUCCAUCACACAAGCCAUCGGAACUGGAGUGACGGCGUUGGUUAGGACCAAUGGGACCUUCAAGGGGUCCGUCGAGGUCGACACCAGUGGAACGAUUCAGGCCCUCAUAACCAUCGCAAACAAUGUGAGCAAACCAAUGGAUCAACUUCUGAGUGGAAUAAUGUCGGUGGCAUCGGCAAGAAAAGGAAAUAUUUCGGAAUUAUUCGGGAACAUAGACAAACUCAUUCCGGAUACUACAUCGGCAGUUAGGAACGCCUCGGUGAUCGUGGGGAACUUGGAAGGCCUCACAAAAACUUAUCUUCUGGCGGGACUUAGCACAAGCCUGGACUCGUUGCUAAAUGGAUUGAGUGACCUGGCCAGAGGUUGGCAAAAUCUCACCAGUGCUGCUAACGACGCAGUCAACUCACCUUCUCCAGUGACCCUCCAGAACAUCACCAACUUCAUCAACGCAUCGUUAGUGUCCAACGUAACAGCCCCACUCAAAGCUGUGCAAAUCAACAUUAUGGGAGUGACAGCCUUUGUAUCAACUAUCGGCUCCGAAAGAACUCAAGCUAUCAAGCAACAAGCUCAAAUCAACACCACAAUCAACAACGCCGUUCGAAACGUUGUCACCGCAGAAGUGAACUUCAAUCGAACGGUCAAAGAACUAUUCCAACGAAUCAGCCAGCAACAGAUCAACACCUUCAAGAUGAUCAACCAAACAUUCGCCCCAGUCUACGCCCGUGUAGACUCCUUCAACGGAGGUAACGUCACAAACAUGACCACCUUCCUUUCCGACCUGGCAGCCCUAAAUGCCUACAAACUCCAGCACAUCGAAGACAGCACCAACUACACCAUGGAAGAGAUGUACUCCCUACUAAACGACCAAACAUCCCUCCUCUCCAACACCCUCCUCAACAUCAGUUCCUACAUCACCAACCAAGGCGUCACCAGCAACACCCAGUUCUCAACCCAAUGCGCCCAAAAGCACACCCCAGAGCUCCAGAACCUCCCCUACGCCAAACUCCCAACCUGCCUCACCUCCGAACUGACCAGCUUCCGCUCAACGGCCCAGUUCGCCCAACUCCUGCUGGACCAGAUCCGCGACGCCACCAGCGCCCUGUACGCGCAAAUCUCCAAACUCUGCCAACGAACCACAGGAAGUUGCGCCGCCCAACUCUUCGCCACCUUUCCCGACCAGCUGCAGUGGGUGCAGGUGAAAAUGUUUGUCCUCUGGUCGGGAAUCGUCAACGAUCAGCACAUUGUGACGGGACGGAUACGGAACUGCGUCCGGGCGGCCACGACGGAUUUGAUCGAGGCGGCGCAGGCCGUGGCCGAGCGGUUCGAUAGCUGCACCGGGAAGGACGUGCCCAUUCCGGUGGUGCAGGUGGUGUUUGUGGAGCAGCUGGCAGCCCCCGGGAGGGUUUAGGGAAAUUGUAG